Molecule: messenger RNA, 312 nt
Organism: Coffea arabica (coffee)
Lineage: Eukaryota; Viridiplantae; Streptophyta; Magnoliopsida; Gentianales; Rubiaceae
Source: RefSeq, a predicted model, not a curated record
AUGGCCAUGCCAACCUAUGUUAUGUCUUGUUUCAAAUUGCCUAGGAAACUCCUCAAGGAUAUCAACUCAGCUAUGGCUAACUAUUGGUGGGGUGAAACGAAUGGCAAAAACAAGAUGCACUGGAUAUCUUGGAAGAGGAUGGCUGAGGAUCGACAGGAAGGUGGUUUGGGAUUUAAGGAUCUCGAAACUUUCAACAAAGCUCUACUAGGAAAACAGGUUUGGAGAGUAAUCACCAAACCCAAUCUCCGAGUUAGUAAAGUUUUGAAAGCCAAGUACUUCCCCAAGGAGUCAAUCUUCACUUGUAAAGCUUAG